Molecule: messenger RNA, 882 nt
Organism: Suillus plorans
Lineage: Eukaryota; Fungi; Basidiomycota; Agaricomycetes; Boletales; Suillaceae
Exons: 10
Coding region: 1-882 (293 amino acids)
Source: RefSeq, a predicted model, not a curated record
AUGCUAUCUCGUGAUCGCCGUUUCGCGCUUCAAACUCAAGUUAAAUGGGUUUUCGACGCGUUCAGUCCGUUCAACUCCGUCUCUCCUCUCCUUAGUGGCCGUCUGUUUAUUGAGGCACCACCAAUUGGCACUAAGGAACCCCCUUCUCUAUGCCAGCAUACGCUGGUCAGCCCGCUUAAGUUGACAUGCUCCAUGCUGCUUUUGACAACGUACGUUUGGCCAGGACAUGAAGUGUCUUUAAUGCAAAGAGCACAGCUAUUGCGUCCAAGCAUGUUCCGCAACUCGGCAGGGACGCGGAUCUUUUUGCGGCGUCCAAUAGGCACCGCAGCUUGGGCAUUCAACAAAGAUAUGCAGUUCUGCACGACAGUGGCAAGCACUAAAGUUUGGCCCAUCAAGUAUUCGGGUACUUAUGCCGGAGAUGAGGAGAGAGUGAUGGACUCUUCGAUCUCGGGUGGUGCCACUCACCGCCCGGGAUCUAUCACGUGGUCUCCGAACACCCGCGGACCAAGUGAUCUGGCCCUCUGGUCGCGGGACGACUUGAAGUUACUGACCAGCCUAGAGCUUCCUCCAGCACACACAGCGACUAUUCUGGACCCUGGAGUUAGAUGCGAUUCCGCCGCGGACCUACCUGAUCCGCAGUAUACCUUGUUGUUUACUCCACUCGGGGAUAAGGACACCAAAAUAACGCAGUCCUUGACGGGAAUUCUGUUUGUGUGGCUUCUACCCGCGAAGUUCAAGAAAGAGUUGGUACUGAUGGGCCUGGUUGCAGACGGCACAGAACGUCACAUAGAGAAGGAGCGCAUCGAAGCCGACGCCGACCUUGCCGCGAACUGGUGGACCCUUGGAACGUCAUCAUACGUGGUUCCCAUUCAAGCUGAAUAG